ACUGGCUGUUGGCUGUUACCUGUUGGCUGUCUUCUGUCGGCUGUUUGGAGGUUAUAAUUUGCGUACUGGGCAGCGGGCCCAUAAUUGGUGGUCUGGACCACGAGUCCACCGCUCGUCGAGAGGAUGUGUGAAAAUUUUCAGUGUCGGCCUGGGGCGUUUGAAAAUGCAGCUGGCGCAAAUGUGCAUUCAAAUGGAUCUUUUGUUUGCCGGCUUUCACUGCUGACGCCGCUUGGCAUUUGUAUUUGGCAACGCAUUUCACACUUUGAGUGGUGAAAAUCUCUCUGACGCACAACUCAGAAACUGAAAUCGAAGCCGAAAAUCAUUGGAAAGCCCCCUAAAAACCUGGAAAAUGUCGUGGGAUACUCAGGAGUGUAGCAAUCAAGAUGAGGAAUUCGAAAGGCCCAGCAGGACCCUGGUUCUGGUAAUCUUCACCCUGGCCGUUUUCCUCAAGUUGUGCAUCAUUCUGGUGGAGAUUAUGGUGUGAGGGAAUUACCUGCAAUGAGACAAGGGAAAAGGUCGUAAUUAGUUGCCGUUUUCUUAAAUUUUCCCAAUUCACAGAGAUAAGUGUAAACAAAGAACUAUAAAAAGCCGAUUCAGUGCGAUCAAAUGGUAA
This is a messenger RNA of Drosophila yakuba, 613 nucleotides long. RefSeq lists its product as uncharacterized. NCBI's taxonomy places the organism in Eukaryota, Metazoa, Arthropoda, Insecta, Diptera, Drosophilidae. The transcript has a single exon. The coding region runs from base 350 to 484 and encodes 44 amino acids. The record is from RefSeq and is a predicted model, not a curated record.